Molecule: messenger RNA, 1386 nt
Organism: Zea mays
Lineage: Eukaryota; Viridiplantae; Streptophyta; Magnoliopsida; Poales; Poaceae
Product: Cysteine proteinases superfamily protein
Exons: 5
Coding region: 332-967 (211 amino acids)
Source: RefSeq, a predicted model, not a curated record
UGCCCAACCCGACGGCCACAGACCUUCCAAGGGCAGAGCGGACCCAUCCAUACCAGGAGGCGGCGGAGGAGAGAGCGGCUGCCUCAGCCUGUCUUUCUUGUGUGCACUGCACCCACCCUGCCUCAGCUUGGGCUUGGCUGCCUCUUCGUUUCGCCAGGAACGCGUAGGCGCAGCGCAGCAGCCCAGGAAGCAACACCCAGCCGCCUAAUCCCGCAACAACUCGCCCUCUUCUACCCCCAUCGGCUCCUCUGCAUCCGCAUACCGGUGGCCUACAGGUUUGCUGGAGUGCAGUGCACGGGCGGUGGAGCAGCAAAUCUGCAACUGAUUCAGGAUGGAUCAGGAGGCGAAGGACUCUAGGCCCUCAAGGUCUCCCAGCGAGCCAAACCUCUUCCUGCAAUGGGGUAGCCGUAAGAGGCUGCGAUGUGUCAAGACGCGUGAUGACGGCUCACCAUCGCCGUCGCCGUCUCAAGGUCUUAGGCGUGCCAUACCCCGUUCUACUCGGCCCCUCCUUGGAGCAGACAUUGCAGCAUUUCGUUCACCGCGGCGCCCUAGCACCCUUAACCGCAGGAAAUCCGAUUUGCUGGUGAAUGAGUACAAGCACACGAUGGCGCUAUCGCCAGAGAAGGACAAGUAUUACACAACGAGGGGUUCACCAUUUCCCUUUGAAGGAAAUGGGUUUGACUUUGGUACCAUAACAGAGGAUAAGGGAACCACAUCGUUGCCGAGAUUCUUCAUUGCAUUGUCAAACAAGGAGAAGGAGGAGGACUUCAUGGCGAUGAAGGGCUCCAAGCUGCCACAGAGGCCAAAGAAGAGGCCCAAGCUGAUGCAGAAGUGCUUGCUUAUGGUGAGCCCAGGAGCUUGGUUAUCAGAUCUAUCUCAUGAGAGAUAUGAAGUUAGAGAGAAGAAGAGUUCUAAAAAGAGGGCUAGAGGCUUGAAGGCUUUGAGCAUGGCGAGUGAUUCAGAAUAGAGUUUGAGGCGAAUGGAUUUUUGGACUUGACUUUAGCUGGUGGCAAGAAUCUGUAGUUAGGUGGCACUGCCUUCUGCCUGUCAGACAAACCUCUGCAUCUAAUUUGGUGCUAUGAGUGCUCUGAUCAAGGUCUAUUGAUGUCAACAGCAAAGAUGAUAUUAGAUUCCUGAUCUAGUGAGGUGCAGCUCCAUCUUUCUGGGUAGUGGGCGCCUUUGUGGGAGAGAAAAUGGAGGGUGGGAUACAAUAGAUGGUUUCUCAAAACCACAGAGGAAGUAAUGUUCAACUGUUGGGAAACAUUGAAAGCUGGAUGUUGGCUGAGAACCAAUGAAUCAUGAUGUUUAAUCGUCAUAAACUUGUAGCUGUAAGACUUAUGGUGACCAUUCUGUCCAUUCAAUCAAGACUGACCAAAAUUUUCAAAU